GCCAAUUGAACUGAAUAGGACUCAAAAUUAUAAACCACAUUAAAAGAACACUCAAGCUUGGACCAGCUGCUUUAAUUUUAGGAAUGAGAAAAAAGAAAUGCAUUUUUUAAAACCAAAGAGAGCCAGUUGAGCUGAUACCACUUUGAGAACUGACAAUGACUUCUUACUGCAUAAAGCACACAUACCUCAAGUGCUUGAUAGUGCAUGGUCAAUGACUUCAUGAAAGGGUUAGGUUCAACGUCAAAGUCAUGGAAAUGUCAAAUAUUCAAUCCUCAUUUCUAAUUGGACGAAGCUAUGAAGGUCUACGUGACGUACGUAACGUAGGUUUGAAAGAUCUAUGCGCCGUUGUCGUAUUGCAUUCAAUUUCACACAGGUCACUACAAAAUAGAAUUUAGAGUUCCAAAUAUUCUACUUAAACGUUUAAAUUUAAUUUAUUUGAUAGCCGCUAUAUUAGUAAGCAUUUGUUUUUGCUUUUGCAGAUUCUGUGCUUUAUACAUUUGCUAGUUUUUGUAGGAGUCGUCCCAAAUUUUAGAAUAAUUAUAAAUCGAGGAGGAUUUGGAUUCACGAGUCGGCAACAUGCACUGACGGAAACUACAGGUGAAAAUAAAAAAAUUUGGCAAGAGAAAAUAGAAGAGACAUUAGAAGAACAACUUACAGCACAUUGGAAUAAUUCAAAAUGUGUGAAAACAACAAAUGGGAUUCUAGUCAAAUUCGAAACUAUGACUUGGACUUGCAGCCCAUACCAAGAUUGCAUUAUAAAGACCCAAAAGUAGAUGAGCUUAUGAAAACGAAUCAACCUGUACUACUAAGUGGGUCCAAUAUUGCAAAACCAGCAGUGGAUAAGUGGACUCUAGAAUAUUUGGAAGAGAAUUUAGGCAAAUGUGGGCAUACUGUGUAUGUGUCCAAAACUCACAAAUUCAAAUACUUUAAUAGGGAGAAAAUACUCAGUAAAGCAAAUCCAAAAGGGGUAGAAUUCACAAGCGAAACUAAAAGUGUUGAAAUGAAAGUGUCUGAUUUUAUGAAAAAACUGAAAGAAUGGAAGCAGGGAGACGACAGGCUUUACCUCCAACAGUCCCUAAAUUCAUCUGUUGGUUCAGCAAUUGUUAAAGAUUUCAUGGGGUUUGAGUGGCGAUAUGUGACUGAGAAAAAAAUUCGGCAUGGUUGGGGAGAGUUGUCUGCAAACCUAUUAUUCAUAGCUAUGGAAGGCAAUUGUACUCCAUGUCAUUAUGAUGAGCAAGAGAACUUGUUUGCUCAAAUCAAGGGGUUCAAGAGAUGCAUCUUGUUUCCUCCAGAUCAGUUUGAAUGCUUGUAUCCCCACCCAGUCUAUCAUCCACAUGACCGACAGAGCAUGGUAGACUUUGAUGAACCUGAUUACAUAAAGUUUCCAAAGUUCAAGAAUGUCAAAGGAUUUGAAACAGUUGUGGGACCUGGUGAUGUCCUGUAUAUCCCAAUAUACUGGUGGCACCACAUAGAAUCGUUACUGGCAGAUGGACCAACGGUUACUGUCAAUUUCUGGUAUAAGGGAGGACCCUCCUGCUUGGAAUAUCCCUUGAAAGAUGACCAGAAGGUGUCAAUAAUGAGGAAUGUUGAGAAAAUGCUACUGGAAGUCCUGCAAGAUCCCAAAGAAGUGGGACCCCUUUUACGAACGAUACUACUGGGAAGAUAUGUUGAUGUACAGUCAUUUGAAAACAUCCAGUAAAAAACAUUUCCUGAAAUAUGUCCUCGUCCUGAAAAUUAUCGCAUACUGUUGAAGGAAGUGGUAUUGCCUGGGAGAAAUACCAGAUCAAUGUAGUGCGACUAAUUUUGAAAUUUGAUAAUUAUCCGGGUCGAAAGUGCAAUGGCUGUUUAAUAAGCCUAGACCCAUAACACUUAUCUACUCAUCUACAUCUCAGCCAGUAAAAAAACCUGAUGAAAAUGGGGUCGACAUUUUAAGCUGGCCACAUUGCCAAGAAACCGUGAUGAGAGUCAAGGGUGGUAGUACUUAAAACUUCUCAAGUACAGUUGACUCUCAAGAGUGACUAUUAACAAUACACUUUACAAUUUUCAACAGGUAUUUUUAGGUGCUAAAGAACCUGCUUUCAAAAUAGUACUGAAGUAGAUAACAUUAAUGUAAACUUCAUUUGAAGCUUGGGCUUAUGAGGGUGGGUGGAAUAUCAUGAAAUUUGGGCAUAUCAGAUUCUUUUGAUGUGUGGAAGUGAAAGAUCAUCUGAUAUCAUUGCUUAUGGUCAUUGAAACAGCUUAAAGUAGGAGAACUCUGUUGGAAGCAUUGAGUACACACAAUUGUUGCACUUACCAUUCAUUAUUAAGCAUUAAAUGUAAGUUUAGUUUGAUGCUUAACAUUUAAUUUGACAUGUCAAUGCUGGCGCUUGAAAUGAGUUUAUAUGAUGAUUUGCAAUGUUCACAUAUUUAUUGAUUUAUUUGGUUCCUAAAAGUGAUCAGUUUAUCUGUAUAAUGUUAGUUCUGUGAUUGAAUCAUCAUAAUAUUAGUUAUAUAAUUAAUAUUUCUUUAUGAUGAACAUAUUUAUUUGUAUCUAGUUUGUUUAAGCCUAUAUCUGCCCUGAAUUUUAUACUUAACUAGCGUAAAGUUUUAGUGGUAAUGCCUGUAUUUCUAACAUCACAGGCUAUGUGAAAUUAUCACUAUAUUUUUGUAUACAUUCUGUAUAAACUUAUAAUUAUUGUUCCGAUAGAUUUUAUUCCAAGGAAAUCUAUUUCUAUUGUAGAUUUUUAGACCAACAUACAGUCAGAAAAUAAAUUUUCCGAAAAUAAGAAGCCUCUAUGUUCUGUACCCGACGGAAAAAAUGGCGUCAAGUAGGUAUACUCUGUACUUCCGAAACCACUCUGUCAUCGUUUCAUAAAGC
Molecule: messenger RNA, 2857 nt
Organism: Acanthoscelides obtectus
Lineage: Eukaryota; Metazoa; Arthropoda; Insecta; Coleoptera; Chrysomelidae
Source: the annotation of a GenBank genome assembly